Molecule: messenger RNA, 14235 nt
Organism: Xiphophorus couchianus (Monterrey platyfish)
Lineage: Eukaryota; Metazoa; Chordata; Actinopteri; Cyprinodontiformes; Poeciliidae
Product: cAMP-specific 3',5'-cyclic phosphodiesterase 7B
Exons: 14
Coding region: 650-2242 (530 amino acids)
Biological process (GO): signal transduction
Molecular function (GO): 3',5'-cyclic-nucleotide phosphodiesterase activity
Source: RefSeq, a predicted model, not a curated record
GGGGAGGGGGUGAUAUUUACAUUUUAAUGCACAUCCUGGUGUUUGCAUUUCUAUAUUUUAGAUCAAAUAUUUUGGUAAAAAGGUGGACUUAAUCUCUUGUUCAAUUUUAAUUGUCUGAUUGAUGUUAUAUAAAUUAUUGCUAGAAAGGCAAAUGUGUGGGGAAAGCAUUAAUUUGUUUGCAUGGUACUAGUCGGGCUGGCAGCAUGUUUGGGUAGCAGUGUAUUGGUUGAGUGAGAAUGUGAAAUGAGCUCUGAGCUGAGAAAGGAGGGGCUUUUAGACUCAACAGCGCAGACUGAGAGGGACCGUGGAGAUGAGUAAGUAUGCGUCAGAAGGAGGGAGCAGAAUAUCAGUUCUGGACUCUGAGAGAGAGAGAGAAAAGGAUACCGACGGAUUAUUCUCUUGCUUUUUGGACUUUCCUCCUCUUCUCUUUUGUUUCGGAUUGCUUUACUUCCUUUAAACCUGUCCCCAUGCUAUUGAUCCCAUCUCUCCAGGCGGUCUUUGAUAUGCUGAUUCCAGAGUUUUUUCAGUCUUAGUUAGCCCCCCGUAUUAUCUGUCAUUCUAAACUGAUGGUGGGCUGUUCCUUCUUCAAUGUUUCCUUGUCACCGUCAUCUUCUCGUUUCUGCACAAUUAAUUUCUUUGUGGUAUUACAAUGCCAGUACUGGAGAGGCUCUGGGGUCCAGAUCUCAGGAUGCAGGACUCUGGUCUCGGUGUCGGGGUCUGUCCCGACGAGCCUCCUGGCUCACGAGUGUGGACUCCUCCUGUUACUUGUGCUGGCCUGUCGCUGGCCCUGGAACUUCCCACUCUGAUCCGUCAGCUCAGGGCAGCCUGGAGAACCCGCAGAGGAGACCCUCGGGGGCCGGAGAGAAGUGAAGGCAGGAGUUGGGUGGAAGAAGAACAGGAGGAGGUUGACGAGGUCAAAGAGAUCAAGCAGGUCACAGAAAACAGCAAUACACAUGUGGAAGCUGAUGGCAGGCUGAACGCCGGUCAUGCUGGUGUGUUGCUGGCUGAGAGACGAGGUUCUUACCCGCCGAUUGAUCUGCGGAUCCUGAAAACAAAUUCACGGCCAGGGGAGGUCGAGUCCGGCACAAGAAGAAAGCUGAAGCGUCUGUUAAGCUUCCAGAGAUACUGCCAUGCCUCCAGGUUGUUGAGGGGAUUAAUGCCUCACACUCCCGGGUCCCUGCACUUGCUGGAUGAUGACUACUUGGGACAGGCAGCUCACAUGCUCUCAAAAGUAGACACAUGGAACUUUGACAUUUUCCUCUUCGAUCGUCUUACAAAUGGUAACAGUCUUGUGACUCUGAUGUGCCAUCUCUUCAAUGUUUGUGGAUUGAUUCACCACUUCCAGCUGGACAUGGUUAAACUACACAGGUUUCUUGGAAUGGUGCAGGAAGAUUACCAUUCCCACAAUCCGUAUCAUAAUGCUGUUCAUGCUGCUGAUGUUACUCAAGCCAUGUACUGCUACAUAAAAGAGACUAAGCUGGCGGAGCAACUGACUCCUCUGGAUGUUUUCCUGGGUCUGAUGGCAGCAGCAGCUCAUGACGUGGAUCACCCUGGAGUCAACCAGCCUUUUCUCAUUAAAACCAGACACCACCUGGCAUCCCUCUACCAGAACACCUCUGUGCUGGAGAGCCACCACUGGAGAUCCACCGUGGGCAUGCUCCGAGAGUCUGGUCUGCUGAGCCAUCUGCCGGCUGACAUGUCGCAGGACAUAGAGCAGCAGCUGGGUUCUCUCAUCUUGGCUACAGACAUCAACAGACAAAACGAAUUCCUGAUAACUCUCCGAGAGCAUCUGGACAACCAGGAUAUGGACCUUCAGCUGGCCACACACAGGCAUUUCAUACUUCAGAUUGCCCUGAAAUGUGCUGAUGUGUGCAACCCAUGUCGGGAGUGGGAGCUGAGCAGGCAAUGGAGUGAGAGGGUGUGUGAGGAAUUUUAUAGGCAGGGUGACCUGGAAAGGAAAUUUGACUUGGAGAUCAGUCCUUUGUGUGACCAACAGACAGACUCUGUGCCAGCCAUCCAGAUUGGUUUUAUCUCCUACAUCGUGGAGCCUCUGUUUGAGGAGUGGCAGCGCUUCACUGAGCCCAGCAUGCUCAGCCAAAUAAUGAUGGGGCACCUGCACAAGAACAAGGCUUGCUGGAGCCGACUCAGAUACGUACACACACUUGCAGAAACAAAAACUCACCCCCAUGUCGAAGAGCCUGAGCCUGAAGGAGGACAAGAGGAGGCAGAGGACAUCCCAUAAUGUCUCUCUUGUUGCUCUGAUGGUUUUUAAUCUCCAGCAUACAUGGAGGGGAGACGUUUUAAUCCAAAUCCAUGUUUAUUCUCCAGCACGUUUGUUUCCACAGCUGGUUGCCCUUACAGUGAGAGCACUGGAAGGCAGUGUGGCCAGGAAACAAGAAGUAUAGCUCCCCCUGGUGGAGCUGUGGUUGAAUGUAGCAUUGCAGGAGAAACAGAAAUGGAAGUGGAUUUACUGAGGAGCAGAAUGAUCUUAGUAAGAAAAACAAAUGUGGACAUGCUUUUGUUUGUAACUUUGCGCUCAAAUAGAACUAAAAGGUUAACUAGUUAACAUGUGUUAACUGAGGGUUCAGAUGUGAAUUUUAACAUGGGUUUAGUUGGCAUAAUAGUGAUAAGAACAAUAAAAAUGAGACGUAUUUAAAAGCCAGCUGGACUUUGCUGAAAAAAUAUGACAGAAUAACAAUCUCCUCACAUCCUUUAUUGUUUUUAAAAUUUAAAAAUGCUUGCACUCUUGUACAAUGUUUUUUCAUGUCUUUAUCUCACUUGUCUACCUUUCACUGAAGUGCGUUUUUAACUCUUAGCUUUGAGUCGUUAUGUCGAGGUACUGUACACUUUAACAUCCAGCAUGUUCUCGGCGUAAGACUGACUCAGAUCAUCAAUUUAAAUAAUGACUCACACUAAAAGUGGCUUAGGUCAGUGUUGCCGGCUUGAUGUUUCAUUGUUGAGCUGAAUCAUCAACUUGAAGAGCCAAAUAAAAAAAAAAGGUUUAUCUUCAUAUUAUAAGUUGUAUAAACUGUAUAUACUGUGAUGAAUAACCUGAACACUUCACAUGCCAAAACCUUUUUAUCUCUGUACUCUGUAAGUCACUUGAAAAUGUAACUCUUCUCACUUUUCUCUAAAAGCCAACUGGAUUUAAUCACAGCCUCACUUUACAAGCUCAUACACAACAAAGCCUUAACAGCCGCUUGGUCUGUCAGUAAAAAAAAAAAAGGGUUUUCUGAUCAAUAUGUUUCAUAUUAAAGUUUCUGCCUCUUGUUCUUCAGCCAUAUCAGCACUGAAACACCGGCUCUGUACUGUAGCAUCUUGUUCCUGGUUGGUUUUUCACUCAGUAUCAGGGUCAGAUUUGGCAUCUCAGAACUGUGAAGUAUUGUCAAGGUGUUGGUGUACUUUUAUAACACAUUAGCUCUGCUAUGUAAGGCUUUUGUUUGAAAAAUGCUUCCAUCUUACUACACUUUGAGCAGGUCCUGUGUGCUGUAUUUCUUAGGUUGAUGAAGAAACACUGAUGUCUUUACUUAAAAUAUACAUUAGCGAGGGAUGUACUGAUUUAGGUUUUGUGUCCAAAUUCCAAUUUUUGUUUUUGUACAGCUCUGACAUAGCCGGUGCUGUACACCAUUCUGCUUUUAGCUAGUUUCCGUUUUUCAUUUAAUUAGAAUCUAAAAGUAUUCUAAAUGUUUUUUUGGCCUUUUAUCCUUGUGUAAAAAGCAUGAGUUAUUAUUAAACAGGGUUUACCUUUAUUUUAGUGCAAAAAGAAAUUAUAUGGAGUUCAAAUAUUAAGCUGUUUUUAGUACCCUAUAUUAGCAGCUAGAAUAGUUAGCAUUCGUAGCUGUGAAAGGCCUAGAGCAGUGCUUCUCAAACUUUAACUCCUCAGUAAAUGUUACGUUUUCCAAGUACCUCCAUCUUUAUCGAGAUGUAGUUGGACUUUUUAAGUUUGUUAUGUUAAACAAAAAAGGAUUAAUCACCUCGCUCUGGUAAAUAAUACAAUGCAAAACAGGUGAAAUUUCCAAGCUUUAUGCUUGGAGAAAAUUAACAAAAAUGACCAUUGAAGUUUGGAGUUUCUCACAUACCUUGACUUCAGAAUCCACUAUGGUUGUCUUGCACAUACAUCAUGUUCUUAGAUGCUGUAAAUACUGUUUAUUUUCACCUCUAAAAUGUGGUUAUUAGUUUCUAUUAGUAAUAAUACCUUGACUACUUGAUAUUCAUAUCAUAGUACUUAGAAAAUCCCAUUGGUUUUCAAAACUCAAAGUGGUGAAGUUUUGAAAACCAGUAUGGGCAAUAUGGUCUUAUAAUUGUCCAUUGCAAUAUGUGAUUAGAUUGACAUAUUAUUAUUUUAAGCAAUAUGGGCUUAAUUGCAUCACCAUAUUUUGUCAUAUUUAUUGCAACAACAUUAAAGGCCUUUCACUAGCUACACCAUCUACAUUAAGCAGGGCCACUAAACAGCGUGCAAGAAUUAUAAUAAUUCAUAUUUUAAAAUACUGAUAUUCACUGAUUCCCUAAUAGUUUAAGAAUAGCAAUUCCUAUCAUGUUGGGAUUGGGUUGGGAGUGUUUGCAGACAGCACCAGUUCAUAAAUCACAUUUCAUACUGCAAUAUUUUCCCCCACUAACAAUAAAUUAAAUGAUAAUAGGUGAUCCCUACUUGGAACUGGAACAUGUCUCUUGGGUUUAAUGUCAUUCCCAGAUUUACAUCUUGACUCCAGAGGUAAAGGGAACAUGAUCACCAGAGGUACUUUAGCUCCAGUUUGAGAACCAUUGCUCUAGAGAACAAUGUAGCCCAUUAUUUGCACUCUGAUAUUUACAAAGGGCUGCCAACAUUUAAGCAUGUUCAACUUUUCUGUAAUAUCUUCUUCCCUUCUGCCCAAACAAUCCCUGUUUGCAGACUUCUCCCUACAGAAAACAAAAAAUCAUGUUUUAAUGCUUCCUAUGCCUUUUGUGCUUUCUCUGAUAUUGUUUGGUACAUCUCAGUGUUACUGUACAUAGCUAACUAUCACUCUAUUUUUAAUAAGUAACAUAUUCCACACCAUAUUGUGAAUCCAAACACAAUAGUGUUUGUGCUGUGUUAUUAUUCUGUUUAUACUCCAAAGUAAUAUUUUCCAAGGUCCUGAUUGGAAAUACAACAAUAACACCACCUGAAGUUUGAAUUCCAACUUGGAAAAUCAGAGAUUUCUUUAAAGUUAUUGAGCUAAAAAUUCAAAUAAAGCUCUUUUGCAUAAAAAAACAGUUAAAGUUGUUGGGACACACUAUUUUUAGUAUUUCUGAUGGUUGGUAUCUACCAUCACUCAUAUCGCUAAUAUAAGCUGUAUAUUAGUGAUAUACAUAGAGAUGUGGAACCUCUAUUUGUAAACUUACCUUUAAUGUCGGAAAGCAUAAAAAUAUAAAUGUGUUGUUAUUGGAAAGUAUUGCUUCUAGUAAUUGGCUCUGCAAAAAAAAUUGCAAAUCCCACUGGUUUUCAGACAUGCAGGUAAAAUAUUCAAGUAUAGUUAGACAUUAUUUUGCCAUCUUAUUUCAAACCUAUGGGAUAAAUCAGACAGCAAUAGCUUUGGUCUGUUCAUUGACUGGGAAGCUAUCAGACUGUUGAGUUUCCAGAAGUCUAUCACUGUUCAAGCUAAAUAUCAUAUAGAAUCUGGUCACUAGCCAAUUCCUAUGUGCAACUGUAUUUAUUUGCUUCACUUAAUGUUAAAGUAUAUGCUACCUGUUACUAUAAACAUUGGCUAAAAAGAUAUUUAUGGGUAAUAUAUAUAUAAUGUCCAUGGAUGCACUGAGCCAUGUGAAGAUAAGGCUUUUGAUAGCAGGUCAUCCAGUAUUUGUAAAUACAAGUAUAGAAUAUAUGUAUGUUUACCUCCCUGCUUUAAAUAUUGUAUGACAGAGGUUGUUGAAUUUAAGAUUUGUUGCCAGCAGAAUAUGGUAUAAAAUUAUGGGCUUGACGAGAAAUGUUUGGUUAAAGUUAUACAAGCUGCAAUAUCUGCCCCAGUUAAGAGGUGCAGUGCAAUAACGUUAAACUCCUGUGUAUAGUUCUGGCUUGUAUACUUAUGUCGGUUAUAUAACUAUAUAUGUCUUUACAAUGGCACUCUGCUUGCUGUGCUAAGAUUUCCACUUUGUUCGAGCAGCACUGGUGCAAGGGGGAAGCACAGACAAAAAGGCCUCUGUAAACACUUGGCGGGGUUAAGUUGAUCAAAGAGCGCAGUUGCCUCUUUGAGCAGCAGAAAGUGACCCGAAACACUGUUUCAGUCCUGUUUUGAUUUUUACAGCUUCCAAACCUGAAAGCAGCUAUGAACCGGGAACAAAGUGACACAUCAGUUUCUGAAUAUGCUACCUAGCAAGUGCUCCAGAUUAUUCGCUAUGAGUCAUAUAUUUACUGUCAGUGCAGACCUGGUCCAGGCAACAAGCUUCAGGCUGCCUUGUUUUUGAAUACCUCUCAGAAUGAACACUGUUACAGGGUAACUGAGCCAUACUGGUUAUAUUCAGCAGGACUAACAUGUACUGUAUGUUUGCAUACAGGAGUAAUAUCAGCUUUACUAAAAUCAGCAUCUUAAUGUAUACCAGUAAAAUGUGCAAGUUUAGUGUGAAGCUGUAACAAUUUGUAAUUUGGUACCAUGAGAUAUUCAAAUACAUCUAUUUCUGUUAAGUUCUUGUAUUUCACUCUCUCCAAAAGAACAAAAAGGCUUUGCAAAAGUAUCCAUAUGUCCUAAACUUAAACAUAGUGUAAUGCUACAACUACUAACUUUAAUAUACUUAAUUGGGUUUUUUUUGUUAUAAAUCAGGACAAACCUCAAAGUGAUUGUGAGUGAGGUGAAGAUGAAAUGAUGUUUUCUUUAAUGUUUUUUACAAAUACAGAUUUGAAAAUUGUGGUGUAUUUGGCCCCAUCAGCCAAUAUUUUUAUAAACAGAAAUGUAUCUAGUUAUUACCCUUAUGAGGUAUCUCUGUACCAGCUGUGAACAACUGGAGACUGAAAUGCUUGCUCAUUAUUUGCAAAAUAGCUCAAGUUCAGAUUUUACAAGCAUUGUUUCCAAGUCUUUCCGUAAGUUCCCACAAAAUCAUGCUGCCACCAUCAUAGGAAUGGUGUGUGCAGAGGUAUUUGCAAUGUUUAGUUAAAAAUCUAAUUUUGUCUUAUCUAGCCAGAGCACCUUCUUCCAUAUUUAUGCUGUCUCCCCCAUGGUGUUGAGCAGACUUCAAACAGGAAAUUGUGCUUUCAACAGUGGCCUUCUGCUUCCCGCUCUUUAGUAUUAGGUAGGUAUCCUCUGAAGGCCAGUUGGUUGGAUUAUCUCUAAGGGUAUCAGAUUUAAGGGGGCUGAUUACAAUUGCACACCAUUUUUUUUAUAUAGUUAAAAAUCAUAGUUUCCCUCCCUUCCACUUCAGUUUUAUUCACUACUCUUUCUUGACCAGUCACAUAGAAUCCCAAUAAAAUAUAUUGAAAUUUGUGGUUGCAAUGUGACAAAAUGAGAAAUUCAAAGGGUAUGAAUACUGUUGCAAGGCACUGUGCAUUUUAUACACUGUUAAUUUGUAAGACGUUGACCUAAUGCUUUAAAUAAUGCAAUUCAAAGUUUGAUUUUCUUCAUUUUUUCGACUGUUUUCAUGUUAAAAAUAUACAAAGUUUUAAACGUUUUUAUAAACCUUGGGAUAUCUGCAGUAGAAGGACAUUGAUCGGUUUCAUUUUUUAGGAUUUCAAGUGUCUACUUUCUGGACUAACAUUUUGUGCAGCGUGUAAUCUUUCAAUAGAAGCCCUUGGUGUCAAAAAUGACUGUAAAAAUAUGUCAGGGUGGCUCACCUGAUGUCUCUGUAUACUUUUGGGCACUGUGAAUAAAACAAUAAAGUUUUUUUGUUUUUGAGGUAAUUAAGAUUUGUAUGGACUUGUUUGUGUUUACCAUCAAAAGUUUUAAAAGGAGGAAGUUGCUACAUUCAAAUGACCACUAGAUGGCAACAAAGCAAUUCUGGUGUGUAAGAGGCCUAUGCAAAAGGGAGACCCACCAUCCCGUAUGGAAAGGGGGAGAGGCGGGGGCUCUCCACAGGGCCGUGUUUAUAGUAUAAAUAGUUAGGUCACGUAUGAAUCAAAGUGAUGAUUUCUCUGAUGUAACAGUAGCUUGGGGCUGUAAAGUUUAUGUGUCAACAAGAAACUUUGGAGGCAAAGUUGUGAUCGGUUGUAGUUUACAGGUCAAACAAAAGAGAGGAUGAGGAUGAAUGAGUCACAAUGUUGACUCUAGAAAUUAAGAUACUCUCUGACCGCUAAUAAAAACUGAACUUCUCUGGUAAAACCUUCUGAUAAACAUAAGUGUCUCUUAAAUAAAGAGCAAGAGUAAAGCUACUUUUUUUAUACACAAGCGAAAGAAUGUAGGGUGGUGUUCUUUGCAGAUAAGUGUUGCAGCUAGCCUGUGUUUCCCUCAUUUGCAUGCCGUUGAUUUGCAAUGCAAAUCAGGCUUGUAGAUUGUGUAAGAUGUGGGGUCUGCUAAUAAAUCACAUUACACAGCGGUGGCUGACUUUUCUAAACUUUAUCUUGUUCAGAGUUUCAACCAGAAGCCUGUAUUAGAUGCUAAAACAAGACUUUCUCUGUUCUCUGGGAAAAUGUAUCCAGAAAAAUGUAUCACUCAUGACAAGAGACAAACAGUUACUUCCAACCGCAAGGACUUUAGGCAAUAUAACUUACAUUUUUUAUUGAUUUUAAGAUACCAAAGUUAUGGUUAUGACCUUAGUUGUCUCACUGGGGCAUGUCAUCAGGUGCCUAUUCAUGCUCCGUGUUCCACUCCCACUCACCCCCCAACCACACACACACACAAACACACGCCCAUACAAUUUAAGUAGAGUCAGUCAGCAUUCAUCCAGCAUGUGUCACUAUAAAUAUUGACACUGCAAACAAAGCCCCCUCUUUAGCCCCUUAAAUUACACUCAUUUAAACGCUCCCUUGGUAAAAACACGCGCGCUAUCAGACCACUGCACAGAUAAACAUCUACCUCCGAAUGUAACCCCUCAUCUAUAGCUGCGAGACGUGGGAUUCACACCCGACUUUAUAGAUGUACAUUUUUAAACCUAAAAAAAAAAGAAGAAAGAAAUGUCAACUGUAAUCUGUCUUGGCCCUGCAGCUCAAAGAUAAAGAGGGCUAUGUGCAGAAAGUGAAAAAUGAAACUUGUGGCAAUGAUGUACGGCUUCUUUCUCAGUUCACAUGUCUGGCUUCUGUGCUGUGCACCGAAAGGGUUAAUCUCCUCUUGUUAGUCAGCAUCCUCUUUUCUGUAUUUUUUGUUUUGCCCUUUGUCUUUCCAUUGUCUGGCACUUAAUCUCCUGCUUUGAAUAACUAAGAUUUAGUGGGAUCUUAAUUCAGUUAUCAACACCAUGGCAACAGCUGCUAGAACAGUGUUUGCUCAUCUGCCAGUAGCUCUUAGUUUAACAGAAAUAAGAAAUUACAGAAUGGGAUAAAGUUUCCACUUCGCGUUUCCCUCAACCACAGCCUCUAAGAUGCCACAUAUCAAUUUGUGGACCAGAUUAAUGAGCCUGUUUUCCCCAAACCAACUUCAUGCAACUCUUAUGAGCGUUAUUGUCGAGCUUUCUGUUUACCUUAAUAUCCCUGACAGGCCAUCAAAACUGUAGAAAUAUUUCAGCUCUGGACAAAUUAUUGUGCAUUAGAGCCACCAUUUAUUUCUGCUAUGAAAAUGUGUCCAAGCCAUUUCUCAAGACAAAAAGCCACUGAAGAAACUAAUCUAAUUUCUAAAUUCAAAAGCUUGUCAGAGAGAGGCCAAGACCCAAGAACUUGUAACUGUCCGAAAACAAGUCAUAGCAGUUUAGGCAAAGCUGUAUUAUGAGCCUUUACAGCCUUUAAUGACAUACUUUGCAUGGUGUGAAAAUUUACACAGGAAACAUAAGUAGAAGUUAGUGCACCACCAAUGGCCUUCCUACAUACUGAGUACACAGCAUGAAGAGUGGUGCAAAAAAAGAAAAAUGUUUAUUUAAAUUGUUAAUUUAAAUAAAGAAUGUUUUAUAUAUUUUUGCACUGCAUUGGUUUUAUGAAAACACCUUUUGUUUUCUUCUCAGUAUGUGUUUCAAACAGGAAGACCAUUGGUGGCACACAGCUCCCUACCUCGAUUUCCUUUAUAAAUAUUUGUCAGUUUAUGCAUAAAUAGUUAAGUAGAAUUUGAGACAGUCUUUUGUGGAUUUGUUCAAUGCUUUAAUGAAAUUCAGAAGUUUACAUACACUAAGAUUGCUGUAUCUUUAAACAAUUUGGGAACUCGGCGAUGAUGAUAACGACAUGGCUUAUUAAGAUUCUGACUUGUUAACUGACAACAUUAGAGUUAAAUGUUUCAAUUUGUAAAUCCACUAUCAUGUAAAUGAUCAAAUAAACUGCAAUUUAAGUGAGUGAGGGAAAAGGAACAUCAGCUCAAUGACGAAGCUGGGAAAUUAAAGCUUGUGGACAACAAAGUCAAUGUUUUUCUGUGGCCAUUACAAAUCGGUGCUCAAUUUAUGAAACCAACUAAAAAGGCUGUGUGCACAAUGCGGCCUACAAGCCUGACUCGGUUACACCAGUUCUGACAAGUUUCUGUAAAUCUCUGUAAACUUCUUCUUAACUUACUUUUCCUUUCAUCAUAUUAAAGCAAAUCUGUAAAAAUAUUCACUCUUGUUAUUUUGUCAUUAAGGAGAUGGAAAUAAUUCUGCUAAUCCUGACUGACUCAAAUCAGGAAAAUCACAGUCAUAUUUCUUCUGGCCAAAUCUUUUUAGACAGUGUAUGUAAAUAUCUGGUUUGACAGGGGAAGAGCGCAUAAAACACAAAAGGGUAGAUGCUAAUGCUAAUCUUGCGGCUGUGUAUGUGAUUCAUGCUCACAGUAACUAAAGCGUGCUCUAAUCCUGAUUACUUCUUAAAAAAGCAUCUCUUCUUUUUGAGCAUCUUUGCAGAAGGUGGUUUCCAUGCAGCACAUUGGUCGUAUCAUCAAAUGAUUAAAGUGUGCGCGUAGGGGGAGGAAAGGGUUAAUUUCUCAUGCAGUAUUAAGAUCUUCAACAUCAACACCCACACAUCAAGUGUAGAAGUUCACAUUAUAUACAUUACUAAAUAUGUACAUUAUUAAUAAAGGUAUUCCGGAAAAUAAAAGGGGGAUGGGAGGAAACAAUAUUUUGUGGCCCUAAUGUGAUGUUUUGUUUUUUGUUGCUGCUUAUGGGAUGAUAAACAACAUAGAGAUCUGCCCUGUAGAGACACACCUGCCAGAGUUCAUCUGUUCACCUUCAGUGUGUGGGAAUCAUGGCCAGUAGAGUGCUGUAUACGUCUCAUGCAACUACAGUUAUUUUCAUUUUAAUUUGGUGCAAGCAUAUGCUUACUGACGGAUUUGCUGACUGCUUCUGACAAUUUGCAUCUUCCAAAAUAUGUGCAAGCGUUUGUGGGCAGAUGAGAGCAAGAUAGAUGGCACAUAUUAACCUUUGUUUGGCAAAUUAAUACCUAACAGAGGUCAUGUUUUUUGUUUUUUUGUCACCGAAGCUGCUGCUGAAGUCUGUACACAGUGAAAGUUUCUUUCUGAUUUGUGUUACAAAAACGUAAUGGUUUAGGUAGGAUGUUAUGGUUUCCUGUCGAUUUCUGACGUGUUCUGAUCAGAUCUAUCCCAUGGUUUGAACUUUGGACCUUUGUGGUAUAACCUGCAACUACACAAAGGAGUCCUUUGGUGCACCUUUUGCAAUCACUUGUUCAUUUCUUUUAAUAUUAAAAGUAAAUACCUUCAAAAAGCUAAUUGGGAAAGUGGUCCUACUAGUGAGCUCAAAUAGUAUGUUCUUUUGUUAUUUAAAGUUUAUUUCUGCAAACAUUGUUAUGGACUUCUCUUUAGUGUUUUUCCAUUUCUACUCAGUAUUCCCUCCCUGGUUCACUGAGGAAACACGAGUAGCUUCCUGUAAAUCAUGUGCUUUCUUGUUGUAUCAAGUGCAGCUCAACCUGCUUGGCCUGUUCCUCCAGCUCAGCAUCAUUAGUCAAAACCAUAUUGCUAUCACCAUUACACGGAUACAGUCAUAUUGUUGCUCCUGUAAACACACGUUUUAGGUGUAGACUUAUCCAUGUGUGACUGUGUUUAUUUUGUCCAGAUUUGGGGGGCAUGUGUAAUGUUUGUUUGUGGUUUGCAUGGCAGGGUUUUAUGGUGGGAUUCUUUUUUGCGGUUUGUGAACCUCUAACCACCUGAAUACUAAAAAAAAAAAUCACUUUUUUUCAGGUCACACUAGAGAUGCUAUGUGUUUUAGCAGAGAGCUGUUUGCACAAAAGUAAUGAAUAUAUGUAUAUAAAUAAAAAAAACCAGCAACAAAUGUUUUGUGUCAUAGAUUAUCUUUCCAUCUGAAAGGAAACCCCAGAUAAACACAACAGCAGGAACUUAACAGAGGACACACAAAAAGGUUACCUUUAAUGGUAUUGAAUUCCAAGUAGACCAUGAAGAAAAGAUUUAUUUAAAAAAAAAGACUGCACAGUGACUACACAAAGCUCCUUUGUGCUUACUUUUAAAUGUAAAAACAAAAAUUGAUUGGUUUGAAGGUAACAAAGUUAUCUCAGCUUGUUACAUAGCAGCAUAAAUGUUGUCAAAAAUUAGAAUAAAGUUGCUCAACUAACAAAAAAACUCAGUGCAGUUAGCCACUGCCUUAGCUAGCAAUGUAGCACUGAAGUAAGAUACAUUAAAGGAGAAUAUUAUGUAAAAUCAACUUGCUUUCAGCUUCAUAUAAUUUUAUAAUAUUAUUUCCUCAUCAAAAACAUGCCUGAAGUGUCGUGUUGACUCAUUCAAUUUCACUGCUUUUUGAGUAUUAUCUUGACAUUUUGUGUCAAGAUUUUUAAAAGAUAGCUAAUUUGAUAGCUUUUUGGAAAGCUAUCAAAUUUAUUUUUGAAAUGUUCUGCUACUUCUAAAGACCUUAUCCGUUUGGUCCAUUCCAUGACCUUGCCAAUGACAGUUUGCUAUUUAAAAAAAUCUGACAAAAACAAGAGAAAGAAAUAAAAGAAAGCUUUUAGCAAAUGCCACUGUUUUAUUUAAUUUGUUUUGUUUGUGUCAGUAAUAUAUUAAGGGAGAAACUGGCAGAAGUUUAGCGACUCCCUCUUUUUAUUUAGCAAGCUAUCACUGUUGAAUUGAUAAGAAUUCCCUUCUCAGAUUUGAAACUCCUGCUUAAGAACUCAAAUUCAGCAUACCAGAACAGCAGUAAAAUAUGCUAUGAUUAAUUUAAGCAAGUCUAAGCAUGUUUAUUUGUUGGCUUGCUUAUGUAACUUGCCUCUUGCCUUCUUUACAUGUAAGUGUGUGCAUGCAUAGAUGUUUAUCUUGUGUGUCUUUGUGUUGCCCUAUGAUGGAGUGGUGACCUGUCUGUAGUGUAUAUACCCCACCUUUCACCCAUUGACCACUGAACAUGGGAAACCCCAUCACAAACCUGCAAGAAUUAAUAGGAUUUUAUUUGAUGGACACAGAAGCAGCCAAGAGGGCUAUGCUCUGGAGGAGAUUCAAAGAUCCACAAAUCAGAGAUUGUCUGUGCAACUGAGGAAGGACGCUGGCUGUUCUGUCAGCUCAGUGUGAGUGCUCUGCAGUCUGCUUUACUCAUUCUCUUGCUUCAAAUGCCCAGACGUUUGGACACCACACCUCUCCGCGCGCUUGUCAUUCUAGCUCUCUCUUCACAUGCCGGCCGGCAUGGUUGAUUUUAGACUACACAAUAUGUAAGGUGUACUACUUAAUUUAGGAAGCAAGAUAAGGAUGUGAUAUUUUUCUACCUCUCUGAAGGCAUGUUUCGCUCUGAAAAACAGACAAUCUGGAAGAACCUGCUUACUUCUGCUUAUGGCUAAUUUUCAGCUGCCAGUUUUCAAAUUUUACAAGUACAGCCUGUUAAUGCUGGAAAUAUGGAUCAAAUAAUAUGACUCAUGUAGGACUUAUUUGUCAUGGUAAAGGGUGUGCAGAUAAUGUAAUAGAAAGUGGAUCAUAAUGAACACAUUAUGUGUGGGUGUUUGAUAAGGAUUCUUCCUGUUUUCCAAGCAUGUUAUGUUUCAUUUUCACUGUCUUAGAAAUGAGAAUCACAACUGUCCAAUUGAAAGUCCUUAUGUAUAUAUAUAUAUAUAUGUAUAAAAUAUAUUACAUUUUACACUUUUAUUCAAGAAAAGUAAUGUCUAACUCUUUCUUUUGUUCAGAAACUGAUUUUUUUUCUCAUUAAUACAUGUGUAAACAAAUGUAAAACGAUCAUUAUAAUUCAAAGCACCAAAUAUUAUUACUUAAGAUGCAACAUCUUGUCUGAAAAGAAUGGAGGCGAAUAAAUCCAUACUAAAGG